AUGAGAUCGAUGCGAAGUUUGGGAUCACGGAUCUGGGAACAUCGUGUAACACAGUUGAUCGUGGGCCAAUGGUUUUAUAUCGGAUUAGCCGUGGCGGUGGUGCUGGCAUACUACUUUCCGAAUGUGGGUAGACAUGGCGGUGUUAUAAGUGGAGAAUACACAAUAGGAUACGGAGUCGUCGCUCUAAUAUUCCUGCAAAACGGGCUAUCUAUCUCGACCAAGGACCUAAAGGUGAAUAUAUUCAACUGGCGCGCGCACCUGGUAGUGCAGGUGCUGAGCUUUCUGGUCACCAGUGCGAUUACAUACGGGUUGUGUUGCUGGAUCAAGAGCAGCAACGACCCUCGGAUCGAUGACUGGGUACUGGUGGGUGUGCUAAUGACCUCAACGCUUCCUACUACAGUUGCUUCCAAUGUUGUGAUGACGACUAAUGCGGGAGGCAAUCAUAUUCUAGCGCUGGCGGAGGUAGUAAUUGGAAACGUCCUGGGAGCGUUUCUGUCCCCCCUCGUGGCCCAGAUGUACAUGAGCACAGGGCCGAUGAAGUACGGCAAUCCCGCGAGUGGCUCCUCGGUAAAGGCACUAUACGGCCAAGUACUGAAACAACUUUCGCUGGUUGUGUUUCUGCCGCUGAUAGUGGGACAAGUAUUACGAAAUGUGUUUCCGAAGCAAGUUAAGUGGACCCUAGAGACAUUGCGCCUACGUUUUCUCGGAUCGGUAUGUUUACUGUUCAUUACAUGGUCUGCCUUCUCCACCGCUUUCUACCAGAAGGCAUUUGAAACGGUAAGUCGCAUAUGCAUUAUCUUCCUAGUCUUUUUUAAUAUUGGAAUGUACCUUUUCCACACGAUGACAAGCUUCGCCGUAUGCAGAUCUCCAGUUAUUAAGCGGGGGUUUGCCACAAGGCCCGGUCCAGAUUCAAGCGUACUGUACACCGCCUCUUACAGGAUUAUCCAGCCAUUUUAUUUUAACCGGCUAGAUACUGUGGCGGUGAUGUUCUGUGCGCCUGCGAAGACCGCCACCUUAGGCGUGCCUCUAGUCGCCGCACAAUAUGGUAGUGACUCACCGAAUCUCGGUAAACUCCUAGUGCCCGUUGUGAUAUACCAGUUUGAACAGAUCGUUGUCGCAGCCUGGCUGGUUCCGCUGCUCAGAGCAUGGUGUAGAAAGGCUAAGCCAAAGCCCGACCUCGACCAAACUUACCAUGACAAUAUAUCACGCCCAACUACAACGACCGGACAAGGGAUACAGACUGAUAUGACACACUAUUUGGAUGAGGAACCCGUAAAGCCAAGUAAUUACAUACAUUAA
Molecule: messenger RNA, 1299 nt
Organism: Eremothecium gossypii ATCC 10895
Lineage: Eukaryota; Fungi; Ascomycota; Saccharomycetes; Saccharomycetales; Saccharomycetaceae
Gene: RCH1
Product: Rch1p
Exons: 1
Coding region: 1-1299 (432 amino acids)
Cellular component (GO): plasma membrane
Source: RefSeq, marked provisional